Messenger RNA from Saccostrea cuccullata (small rock oyster), 2720 nucleotides. RefSeq lists its product as uncharacterized. NCBI's taxonomy places the organism in Eukaryota, Metazoa, Mollusca, Bivalvia, Ostreida, Ostreidae. The coding region runs from base 1 to 2631 and encodes 876 amino acids. The record is from RefSeq and is a predicted model, not a curated record. The transcript is spliced from 18 exons.
AUGUCAGCAUUGGUACCGAAGUUAUCCCUUACGCCGGUGAAGUUUAACCGUUUGGAAUCACUGACAGAAGGAGCAGUGAGUACUCAUCGUCUGACAGAAACAGACAGACCAAGUGAUGAGAAAUCUCCAAAGAAGAAGAAAUCAAAGAAGCGUCUGAGUAGACGUGAUUCGAUGAUGAACGCUCUCAGGGAUGAACUCAAAAACAUGGAGUCUCUUCCGGCGCUAAAGACUCACAGACCACCAAGUGUGAUGGACGAAUGGAUGAACACGGAAGAAGAAAAAGAUGAAGAUGCUUAUUUAACAGAUAGAGGGACACAACGGAGACGAUUUAGUAGUGUCGGAGACGAUUUCAUGCGCGGGAACUUGUCAACUCGACGUAGCAUCUCCGGCGGCUCCGAAGACAUUAUUGUUUCUGGAUACGAGUUGAAGAAAAUUCGAAUGUUGCAAUCCUUAGAGUCAAUGGGAGUCACGCUACCGAGAAAAAGAAUACAAUCUUCAGACGAGCGAGAGAUUUUACAAAGUAUGGAGUUUGCCAAACGCCAAAGUUUGUCAACAAGACUCUUACAAACUGUAAACAAGAAGCCUCGGUUUAGACAUCGGUCGCGAUCUAGAUCACGAGAAGCGACUGUCCGUUCUUCGCCGGAAGAGGCUUCCACAGGGACCGAUGAUGAGAGUAGGGAUAAACUGGACAACAUGUUACACGCAAUUACAAAGAAAGUGGUGGAUCCCAAAAACCCGGUGGUGUUUGGGAACACAGGAUUAAACUUUAUGAAGAAUGAUCUAGGCAAUGACGUUAUUGGAACUUUCAGAAGAAAAAUACGAAGAAGAAAGGUCCGGCCAUACAUAAAGUGGAAACGUCUAUCAAAAUUCAUAGUAAUCUUACUCCGCGCCUGGAAGAUCCACUCUCAGUCGGUAAAUUCUAUUCUUGGAUUAUUUGAAUCUUUGGACGCUUUAACAAACUCGUAUGAGACUAAGGACUUAAUGUUCAAUGUCACAGAUUUCAAAGCGGGAAAAGAGGGUAUGAUAUCUUCAGAAGUGCGGCGGAUCCUAGAAAAGAAACCGAAAACGCGGACUCUGGAAGAAAUACAUUAUGUGCAAAUUGCCUUGCGAAACUACAAGUCGAUAGCUGAAUAUCCCGUGGACAUGCAGAAGAAAAUAGCUUCCAGGGGCUGGUAUGAAACAUAUGAUGCAAAACGAGUGAUUGUUAGAGAGGGUCACUUACCUAUCUGUUUCUACUUCGUCCUGACGGGAUCAGCUGUUGUGUCAUUUUUGGAUGUCCAGUCCAACGCAAAUAAAACCGUUCUCUUCCUUCAUCGAGGUGACAGCUUCGGUGAACAGGCGAUAAUGACGAGAACACUGCGGCAGACGACAGUUAUUUCCCGCGAAAAAAUCGAACUUCUAGUCAUGUCUGACGAAGAUUUUAUUGAUAUCUUUAUGUCUGGUGGUCUACGGGAUGUCAACGAUCCCUUUAUAAAAUCUCUGAAGUUUCUAGAAGAAUGGCCUGUAGAGAAAUUGGCAGACAAUCCAAAGAAAGCAAUUUUCAGUUUUUUCAAACGAGGAAAAGUUCUCAUAAAAGAUACAUCACAGAGCGACUGGAUAUUUGUCGUCAAAUCUGGUAGCUGCAGUUUGUUGAAGAGACUACAAUUAAUCGACCCCACAAAGAGACCUCGAAAAAGCAGGAAAAAAGAAUGGCGAGAGAAAGUUGAAGAGUGUUUAAAAAUUGGUGCAACGUUGUCCCACGAGGAUCAGGUGACGUUACUUUUUGAUGAGGAGGUGAAGAAACUGGAGCAGCAGAACGUUACGUUGAGAUACUAUGCUCUUCCUGAAAUCAACAUAGCGACGAAUGAGGCCUACAACGACCUACGUCAAUUACAUGAUGAGAUGAUAGAGAAUAAUUUCAUCAAAAGAACGAUUGAAGAUUUAAAACAGCGGGCGGCAAAUGAGGGCUCGAUAAUAACAGAAACAGACCUAGAACUUGAUGAAGAAGAAAAGAUUAACCAAGAAGCGAGGAAAUACCGACGAAUGUCUCUUGUGGAUCUGACCAACCUUGUCUCAAAAGGUCCAUUUAUGACGAAACCCAAAAAGACAGAUACUUCCAAGUCUGCAACUACAGUCCGCACAACGACCGAAAUGACGGUGACGGUAGAGGAUGAGACCAUUAAUGACUACACACUGACCGGAGGUGACGUCACUCAAGAAAGGAUGUCUAAUCACCCACCUUCUUCAAAAGCCGAUGAACCGUCCACCAUUGAAAAUGAUGGAGGGGAUUAUGUUUUUGUUAACUGUCACACCCUCACAAAAGGGCAGAUCUUUGGUUUGCAGGAUAUUUGUUUUGAGAAUCAGCCCAGUUUUAGUCUAGUCAGUAAUGGAGUUGAAGUAAUCAUGAUACAUAAGAAAUUUUACACCGAGAAUAUGACCAACAAUCAACUGGUCAGGCUGAGGGAGCAUGUAUGGCCAUAUCCAAGUUCCGAAGAACUCCAAGCAACAUUAGAUAGUCACAUUCGAUGGGACUACCAUAAAAAAUUAAACAUGAAGAAAUCUCUGAGAGACGUUAGAAUGCGGAACCUUCCACCCAGUGACUCAAGGGCUCAUUUAAAUGUGCCCAAAGUUGGAAAGGAAAAUAGUUACUAGAUUUUUCUCUAACUUGGGAACACAACCCAUUUUAAUAAUAAACUUACUUGUAUAUAAAAAUAGAGGAUCGGCAUUCUUCAAAAUUUUUA